This is a messenger RNA of Rubroshorea leprosula, 735 nucleotides long. Lineage: Eukaryota; Viridiplantae; Streptophyta; Magnoliopsida; Malvales; Dipterocarpaceae. The record is from the annotation of a GenBank genome assembly.
GGUUUCAGUGAUUAUAUCAAAUCCUUAACAUUACAUUGCUUGACUUGAUGAGUUCCCAAUAAGCCAUAUCAGAUCUUGAAGGCAAGACAAAUCUUGAAAUAUGAGCUCUAGAAGAAGUAGAAGAGUGUAGAACUAAAAGAGCAGAUAAACAGUCAACACUGCUUUUGGAUGCAUUCAAUAAAGAUCGGGCAUCUUUGUCCUAACCAUUGCUAAACUCUCCAUCUUUGGCACCACUGCUUCUGCUUGCACCUGAUCCUCAGACUUAGGAAAUGAUAAAUGAGAAGCUGAAGAAAGUUGAGGAUCUUGGUGAGAAGGGGAUGGUGGACAAGGCACAAAAUGCAUUAGAAGAGGCUGAAGCACUUAAGAAGCUCUCUGCCAGACAGGAGCCUGUUCUGAAUUCCUCAAAGUAUACUGCUGCUGAUGUUCACAUUACUGAUCAAAAGCUGCAUGUUUGUGAUAUUUGUGGAGCAUUUUUGAGUGUUUAUGACAGGUACAGUUUUUAUCUCAUACUUCUUGAUAAUAGCAUUUUAUCUUCUUUCUAAAGGCUUCAAAAAAUUAGUGUUUGGGGUUUCAAGUGCUUCAGCUUUUGACCUGGCUAUUCUACCUCCUUGUCACCAGCAGGCUUUUGGGCCCAGUUUUAUGAGGAUAACUUUUGCACCUAUAUAAUGUGCAUCUUUUUCUGUUUUUGUACUUGUAGAUCAUGCAAUUGUUGGAUAAUAAAUAUUUGGGAAACUG